Phascolarctos cinereus (koala) is the source of this 1649-nucleotide messenger RNA. It is a transcript of the gene FMC1, whose product is annotated as formation of mitochondrial complex V assembly factor 1. Gene Ontology annotation, cellular component: mitochondrion. NCBI's taxonomy places the organism in Eukaryota, Metazoa, Chordata, Mammalia, Diprotodontia, Phascolarctidae. The record is from RefSeq and is a predicted model, not a curated record.
CAAUUUUAAUUGUUUAAUCCACAUUAUUAAAACAUUAAAAGUCGAGAUAAUCAACAAAAUAAUAAACCACGCUCUGAUUUGUAGAGAGCUGUCGCAAGCACACCCCUGAUUCUAAGUACAGUCAGGUAACUGAUUUAAAGAUGCCAGUGAGAAAUCUUUUUGUAAAUAGAACUAUCAUUUUAUCAUAUGAAAAAUCCCUCUUGGGCAAUCUUCCUUGCAAACUCAAAUAUCCAUAUAUAACAUCUUCAGUGUUUUCUGGCAAGGUAGAUUAGGAUUCAGCUUGACUGUUUCCUCAGCCUCCUCCAUGUUGGUAGGUUUUGGAGAAGAAAACUGAACUGAACCAAGCAAAAGAUGGAAGAUUCGGGGAAUAUCGAGAGGUGACUUUGCAAGAAAAGGCAAGUCACCAGAAGGAAGGCCCUUAUAGGCUAAGAAGCAGAAGAACCGGUAAACGUGGGAUGGAGUGGCGUGGGGUGUUAAAGUAAUUGAGGCAGAGAAUAAUGAGGGCCAGCAGGAGCAAAGAGAUACUACGACUGUAGUAGGAAUGAGCAAAAACAUGUUUAUCAUUGCAUAUGGGAAAUAUCUCUAGUGGAAUCUAAGCUUCUGUAUCAGUUCCGUACUUGUGUCCCGAGCACCUCGCACGGUGCUUGGCUUAAUGCCUAUGGAUUGAUCGGAUGGAAAAGGGGGUGCAAUCCAACAAAGUCUGUUCCUAGUUUUCAAGAGGCAGGUGUUGGUCAAAGGAAUUUCAACAAUUAAACAGGAACUAGAAACAUGCUGUUACUGUGCUCAUUUCAGGGACUCCUGUAGAUCCUCACCAUGGAGAAAUCUGAAUACUUCCCAUAGGAUCCACCUAUCAUAUUUUGCCCAGAUGGAGUAUUUGUAGGUGAGAAAUGGUCUCGAGGGCACUUGAGUAACGAUAUGGGAGUGAACAUACAUUUUUGGGAAAUGUUUGGAUGGCUGCAGGGUGCGCUGGAAAAUGCCGCCCCCCAAAACAAACAAAGAGUACCGGAAGCAGAGGCAUCAGCACGGAGUGAUAGACAAUCUUGGGGAAAUCACCUCUUUCAACCAGCAAAGUGUGCCUGGUAGGACACCGAUCCUGGAAUCUGGAAGCCAAUCACUGGCCCUACGGCCCCGGGCAACUGAUUUAACCUCUCUCAGCUUCAGUUUCCCCAUCUGCAAAAUGGGGUUAAUAACCUCUACCUCCCGAGGUUGCUGUGAGGGGCGAGUGAGACGCUCCUUGCUGGCGUGGUGCCUGUACUUAAUCGCUCAGCCUCAGUUUCCCAUCUGUAAAACGCGGAUGAUGAGAAGGGUAUUCCCGCGUCCCCCUCCUCCCCCGCCCCCGCCCGGGGUGCAGCGAGAGUCAAACGCGAUAACAACGAGCCGCGUGUCUUCAUUACUCUCACUGCUUCAUCACCGCCCUUCUGCGGAAGCCACGGGAUUCGAACCCGCCGUUCCCAGGCCCCCGGGUGUCCGAGAAGCCCCCUUUGCACCACAUCACGUGCGCGGGCGGGAGAGCGAGGGCUGCGCAGGCUGGUCGCGGAGGCCUUGAGCUAGCUGGAUUGGGGUCACCAGUGAGAAGCUCUGUAGAGCUCAACAUGAGCUACACUUCCAAGCUGCUACCUAUCUUUGUCUUCUUCGAAGUACUCGGAACC